AUGGCGUUUGCUGUUCCUCUGACUCCUGAGCUGGUGCGCCGCGCGACGCUCGAGCGCAACACGAACGAGACCAAGAUCAAGGUUGCGCUUGCGCUCGAUGUGCACCCCGAGUUUGCCCCCCAAAAAAUCAGCGUCAAGACGGGUGUGGGCUUUUUGGACCACAUGUUCCAUGCCUUGGCGAAGCACGGCGGCAUGUCGCUCGAGCUCGAGUGCGAGGGCGAUACGUGGAUUGACGACCACCACACGGCCGAGGACUGUGCGAUCGCGCUUGGCGAGGCCUUCAAGCAGGCGCUCGGCCCGAUCAAAGGCAUUAAGCGCUACGGCACCGGCCACGCCCCCCUGGACGAGGCGCUGUCGCGCGCGGUGAUUGACAUCUCCUCGCGCCCCUACUGCCACACGGACCUGCACCUGGUCCGCGAAAAGGUCGGCGACCUGAGCUGCGAGAUGGUGCCGCACGUCUUUUACAGCUUUGCGAUGGAGGCGCGUGUGACGCUCCAUGUCGACGUGCUGCACGGCGAGAACGACCACCACCGCAUCGAGUCCGCAUUCAAGGCUACGGCGCUGGCCAUCAAGGAGGCUAUCUCGCGCACCGGCACGAACGACGUGCCGAGCACCAAGGGUAUGUCGCACAACUAA
Malassezia japonica is the source of this 636-nucleotide messenger RNA. It is a transcript of the gene HIS3, whose product is annotated as imidazoleglycerol-phosphate dehydratase. The coding region runs from base 1 to 636 and encodes 211 amino acids. The transcript is spliced from 2 exons. Gene Ontology annotation, molecular function: imidazoleglycerol-phosphate dehydratase activity. The record is from RefSeq and is a predicted model, not a curated record. Gene Ontology annotation, biological process: L-histidine biosynthetic process. Lineage: Eukaryota; Fungi; Basidiomycota; Malasseziomycetes; Malasseziales; Malasseziaceae.